AUGCGCCAGGCGCGAUUCGCUUCGUCACGAGAGAAGGCCACGGAGGCAGCGGUGGAGGCCACAGAGUCAGCUGUAAAGGAGAACGCGCCCAAGGUGGCGGAGACGGUUACCCAGGAGGCACCUAAGAAGGCUGGUCGCGGGCUCAAGAGGACGGUGAUCGGGACGACGUUGGCGGUGGGUGUGCUCGUGGGCUAUGUCUAUGCGACGGACACCAGGGCCAGUGUGCAUCGUUAUGGGGUGGUUCCGUUGGUGAGGAUGUUGUUUCCGGAUGCGGAGGAUGCGCACCAUUUCGGCGUGGAUAUCUUGAAGACGCUCUACAAGUAUGGCCUCAAUCCGAGAGAGAGAGGUAACCCGGAUGGAGAUGGGUCGUUGGUGACGAAGGUGUUCGGAUAUACCCUGUCCAACCCCAUUGGUAUCUCUGGAGGACUGGACAAGCACGCUGAUAUCCCGGACCCACUAUUCGAACUCGGACCUGCAGUUGUCGAAGUCGGUGGAACUACUCCUCUGCCGCAGGAUGGUAACCCCCGCCCGCGCGUGUUCCGUGUCGUCUCCCAGAACGCCAUGAUUAACCGCUAUGGUCUCAACUCCAAGGGUGCCGACCAUAUGGCUGCCGUGCUUGAGCAGCGUGUCCGCGACUUUGCUUAUGCCAAUGGAUUCGGAGACCACGCCCUGGCCGAGCAGCGCGUUCUCAAUGGCGAGGCCGGUGUGCCCCCAGGCAGUCUGCGGCCCGGCAAGCUUCUUGCUGUGCAGGUGGCCAAGAAUAAGGUCACCCCUGACAAUGAUAUUGAGGCCAUCAAGCGCGAUUACGUGUACUGUGUGGACCGUGUUGCCAAGUACGCCGAUAUCCUGGUCGUGAACGUCUCAAGCCCCAACACUCCCGGUCUCCGUGACCUGCAGGCCACUGCUCCCCUGACAGCCAUCCUGAAAGCUGUGGUUGGAGCUGCAAAGAGCGUCGACCGCACCACCAAGCCCUAUGUCAUGGUGAAGGUCAGCCCUGACGAGGACGCAGACGAGCAGGUCUCCGGCAUCUGCGAGGCUGUCUGGCGAUCCGGCGUCGAUGGUGUGAUUGUUGGAAACACCACUAACCGUCGCCCUGAUGCUCUCCCCAAGGGCUUCACCCUACCGCCUACUGAGCAGGAAACCUUGAAGGAAACGGGUGGUUACUCCGGUCCUCAGCUGUUCGACCGGACCGUCUCCCUCGUUGCUCGUUACCGGGCGAUGCUGGAUAUCACCCCAAAUACUCCUGAGCUGAUAGGAGCCGCUGCGGAGGCCACCACGACCGUGACACAAGUUGAGCCUGACACGGAGAACGUACCGCCGGUCGAACCUCCCAAGCCUUCGGACAUUCUCCCCCGGAAGGUCAUUUUCGCAUCUGGCGGUGUCACCAACGGCCAGCAGGCACAGGCGGUUCUGGAUGCCGGAGCCUCGGUCGCAAUGAUGUACACGGCAAUUACUUACGGCGGCAUGGGAACAGUCACGCGCGUGAAGCAAGAGAUGCGUGAGGGUAAGCAGCAGCAGCAGCAAUAG
Messenger RNA from Aspergillus homomorphus CBS 101889, 1527 nucleotides. Its product is annotated as dihydroorotate dehydrogenase 2. Gene Ontology annotation, biological process: 'de novo' pyrimidine nucleobase biosynthetic process; pyrimidine ribonucleotide biosynthetic process. The transcript is spliced from 2 exons. The record is from RefSeq and is a predicted model, not a curated record. Gene Ontology annotation, molecular function: dihydroorotate dehydrogenase activity. NCBI's taxonomy places the organism in Eukaryota, Fungi, Ascomycota, Eurotiomycetes, Eurotiales, Aspergillaceae. Bases 1 to 1527 code for a protein of 508 amino acids. Gene Ontology annotation, cellular component: mitochondrial inner membrane; cytoplasm.